AUGGUAAAGCAGGAUGGCAAGGGCGGGGGACAGGCGGCGGCGGACCCACGCUUCGCCGCCAUGCACAGCGACCCCCGCUUCCAGCGGUUUCCAAAACAGAAGUUCAAAGUGGUGGUCGAUAAGCGCUUCGCAGGCAUGUUUGAGGACCCGGAGUUUCAAAGCCGCGCAGCAGUGGACAAGCGGGGACGCAAGAUUGAGGUUCGGCGGCGCAACGAGGACCUGCGGCGGUACUACCGCCUGAGGGACGAGGAGGAGCGGCGGGAGGAGGGGGAAGGGGGGGAGGCAGCAGGGCAAGACGUAGCAGCAGCAGGCGGGGAGCGGCAGGCGGCGGAGCCCGCCGGCGGCCAACAGGCGGCGGGAUACCCACAACAGCAAAAACCGAGGCAUCAGCAUGACCAGGGGGGGGGCAGGAGGGCCCCUCGGGGGCUGCAGAAAGAGAAGCAGGGGCGAAAAGAGGAGGCAGGGGCCGUCGUAGCAACUGGAGCUGCAGACCUGAAGCUAAAGGAUCAACGAAAGGAGGGGCGGAAGAAGCAGUCGAAGACGAAGGAGCCGGAGCAGCAGCGGGCCCAGGACCGGGUGGAUGGUGCGGCUGACGGACGGACUGUGAGCCCACAUGGUGCUAAGCGGCAACGAGCUGGGGUUGGGGCCGUGGCUGGGGCGGGGGGACCGUCAGCUGGUGCCGUGGCGGCACUCCAAGCCAAGGGCGAGGAAGCGGCAGCCACGGCGCGAGGGGCCGAGUUUGUACCGAGGGGCCUCGGAGGAGCUGUCGGGGCGGAGGACACUGACGUGGAGGAGGAGCUGGAGGAGGGGGAGGAGGCGGGGAAGAGCAGUGACGAUGAUGAAGACGAGGAGGAAGAGGAGGAGGAGGAGGGUGAUGAUGAGGCGGCGCGGGCGCGGGAGCGUUGGGCCCGGGCUCGCGGAAUGCUGGUGUCGGACAGCAGCGACGAGGAGGAGGAGGAGGGCGCGGAGGAGUACGACAGCGCUGACGAGCCGCUUACGGACGAAGAGUACGAAUCGGACGAGCAGCUAGAUCCGGAGGAGUGGGGCCCGGGUGCGCACGCACUCAACCCGGAAGAGCCCAUUCCGCAGCAGGAGGAGACGCGCAGGCUGGCCCUGGUUGACUUGGACUGGGACCAUGUACGAGCUGUGGACAUACUUGCCGUGCUGCGUUCCUUCCUGCCCCGGGGCUCCUUUCUGGACCGAGUUACGGUCUACCCCUCCGACUACGGGCUGCAGCGGAUGGCGGAGGAGGCGGCGGCGGGGCCCCAGCUGAUCCUGAAGCCAACACAACGAGGGUCCGGGGGCCCUAUGGCGACAGCGCCAGCAGCGGCGGGUGGCGGCGGCGGCGGCGAGGGUGAAAAGGGCCGGGGGAAGAAGGGCGAUGGCGGCGGGGCAGCCAGGAGGGACGGUGGUGAUGGCGACGACGGCGGCGCAGAGGUGGACAAGAAGCGCCUGGCGGCGUACGAAAAGUCGCGGCUAAGGUACUACUACGCCAUCGUGGAGUGCGACUGUAUCGCCACCGCCCUGCAUCUCUAUAACGAAUGUGAUGGGAUGGAGUUUGAGCGGUCCGCCUGCAAGUUCGACAUGCGCUUCGUGCCGGAUGAGCAGAGCUUUGAGGGACGGCAGGUCCGUGACUCGGCUACGGAUAUUCCCCCCGGCUAUCAGCCCCCCGCGCACUUCAACAUCUCCCUGCAACACACCGACCCCAAGCUGUCCUGGGAUGCCGAGGACCCCGAGAGAAAGCGGAAACUGCAGGGUCGGCGGCUCAAGACUGACGAGGAGCUGCUGGAAGCUGACUUCGCGGCCUAUCUGGGAAGCGAGGAGGACGACGAGGAUGAUGAUGAUGAUGCUGAGGGGGAGGAGGACGAGAUGGAGCAGCAGCAGCAGCAGGUCGAGGGCCAGGAGGCGGGCGCUGGGGAGAAGCAGCAUGUGGAUGGGGGCCGCAAGUCGGCCGCCAGCGGCGGGGCCGGCAGUCGCCGUGGUGGUGGAAAGGAGGACGCUGAGGCGCUCCGACGGCGUUAUCGGGCGCUGCUGCUAGGGGAGGGCGCCGCGGACGGAGAUGGCGCAACCACCACCACCAUCACUACCACCACCGGCGCCAAGACUAAGGGCCGUGUGGGUGGGAAGAGCUGGCUGGGCAGCGAGGAUGGCAGUGAGGGUGAGGAUGAUGAGCAAGAUGGCCGGCAGCGCGGCGCGGCUGGCGAGCCCAGCACCAGCGGACGUGGCGGUGCCGGUCGCAAGGGCGGCGGUGACGUGGACAUGGUGGUCACGUUCCACAGCGGACUGGAAGGUCUGGGUGAGAGGCUGAAGAAAAAGAAGGAGGAGGAGCGGGCACGAGCUGGGGAAACGGUGUGGGAGGCCUACCUGCGGAAGAAGCGGGAGAAACGGGCCCAGAGGAAGGCCCAGGGCCGGCUCCGAAACCUCAGUGACAGCGAGGACUCGGAAGAUUACAUCUCGGACGGUGAGGACGGUGGUGGCAAGGCGGCCCGAGGGAAGCAGGUCAAGGGCAAGAAGGCUCGCAAGGCUGACGGCGGCAGCGACGGAGGCGAUGAUGAUGACAUGUACGGCGACGUGGCCUCGGACGAUCCUUUCUUUCAGCAUGGCGACGGUGACGACCCCUUUGCCGACCCCUUCUUCAAUCAGGACGGCCACGGCGGCGGUGACGCAGGGGGGACGGCGAGCGAGGAUGGCGAGGAGGGGCCCGGCGGUGGGCGGCAGGGUGCCGGGGCCCGGGGUCCCCCGAGGCAGGGAGCUGCCAAGAAGGUCAAGAAGGGCGGCCAGGCAGGGGGCGACCAGAUGGCCGCCGCCGCCGACCUGGAGCUGCUUCUCAUGGACGAUGGUGCGCUGCGGGACGCAGCCCGGGGGUUGAAGUCCCGGGUCCUGCCCGCGGGGCAUGACGACGCGGGAGCCGCCGGCGGCAAGCGAAAGCUGACCAAAAAGGAAAAGCGCGAGCUGAAGCAGGAGGCGCGGCGGAAAGCUCGUGCGGGGAGCGAUGAGGAGGACGCGGCCGGAGGCGGCGAGGAGGACGGGGCGGGCUUUGCAGUCAACCUUGCGGACCCUCGCUUUGCAGACAUGUUUCAAAGCGCCGAGUUUGCGCUGGAUCCCACUGACCCAAGAUUUAAGAAGAUGCAGGCUCGCGACAAGGUGCUCACGGAAAUGCAGAAGCGUCGUUCGCAGCAGGAGCCAGUAGAUCACAAACAGCAGAAGCACCAACAGAACGGUGCUGGCGCGGCAGCCACCAACGGGCGGCGAGAGGCGGGCGGUAGCGACUUGCGAAUUAUGGUGGCCAAGCUUAAGCGCAAGGCAGAAGCGCAGCAUGAGAAGGAGCGGGCGCAAGCGCUUGGGAAAGGGUUAAAGAAGGCCCGGUUCUGCGAAAUGGGUCGCCCACAAGUCGCCGCGCAGGCUCAGGCGCAGCACAUGACCAGCAUCAGCCACACCGAGUCGCUAGAGCUUGUGCGCUGCCUGCUGCGUGUGUCAAUCUUCCACGUCAGCUACCUGCGGGGGCUCUUUCCGGAGAAAAGUUUCAAAGGUGUGGACAUGAAGAACCUCGACGACAUGCACAUCAAGAUGCUGCUUCCCUCCUGUGAUGAGUCGCGGCGGCUGAUUGACUGGGUCGAGGGCGGUGUGUACGACGCCAUCAAACGCGGCUACCUCAAGAACCUGUUCUUCGGGAUCUCCACGGACCCCGCCGGCACUGAGCUCCUGGAGGAGUACGUCUUCACGUUCCGGUACGGCGAGGGCGGCAAAGUGGCCAUGGAUGUGAACGCCACGACGGCGGACGGCGGCGGCAUCGGAGGCAAGAAGCGCGGCAAGAAGGGCGAAUUCAAGCAGUACGGCAACCCUGGUAUGCAGGACUCCGGCAAAGCCGACCUCAACACGGUACGCUACCAGGUCUGCCGCCUCAUCCGGAUGCUCGUACAGGUCUGCCGUACACUCGACAAGGUCCCAGCGGAGCGCUACCUGUUCAUGAAACUGACGUACCAGGACUACACACCUGACGAGUACGAGCCGCCGUACUUCGUCCCAGUGGAUGAAAGUGGCGUUGGCCACUUUAAGCGCGCUCCGUUCUCCAUGACCGUGGGCCGCGAGGGACUGGAUGGGGCUGAAGCUCUCGACGGCGGCGGAGCCGGCAUUACCGGCGGCGGCCGCGGCGGCGCUGCGGGCAUGGACCGAGUGACGGCGCAGGCGCAACCAUCCGAGGGGUCCAACGGCAGCGGCGACGCUUGUACGGAAACGGCCGCCGGCGGUGGCUGCGACGACGGCGCCGCUGACGACGACGCUGUGACGGGCGGACACGGCCAAGGCACACCUGGCGGGACGGAGGCGGACGGGGAAGGGGGUGCCGGGGGCGGCGGCGCCGGCGGUGGGGAUGCGAUGGAGGGUGUGGAUGUACACGGCGGCGGGGAGGAUGGUACGCCGUCGGGGGUGGAGCCGACGGCGGCGCCGCUGCCGGAAUUCUCAGGUCUGACAGGCGAUCUCGAAGCCGAACCGAGAGCUCCCGGAAGGGCGCCGCGUGGAGAUGCCGCCGCCGCCGCCGCCGCCGGUGAGGAUACGGCUGAUAUGGAUGUGGACGAGAUGGGGGAUGGGGGGCCCGACGGCGGCGCCGCCACGACAGCUCCCAGGGGCGGCGGCGGCGGCGACGGUGGUGGCGAGGAGGAGGAUAUGACGGAGGCGCCCGAGGCGGAGGACUAUUUGGAGCUGUGCGAAUAUAUCCGGGGCCGUAGCCAGGUCACGCUGCCGGAGCUGGCUCGGCAGUUCGGGUUCAUGUCGCAAGCAGCGCUAGGGGGCUAUGUGGAGCGCCUCAAGGCGCAGGGGGUGCUGGCGCAGGUGCCCGGGGCGAGAUCCAGGUUCCGAGUGGUGACGCAGCCGGCGCAGUCGCGGCAUGUGGCUGCCACCAAGCAUCUCGAGGCCCAGUCUGUGCCGCCGGAGGUUGAAGUCCCGGGGAGCAAGGGCGCCGCGGCGGCGGCGGCGGCGGCGGCGGCGGCGGCGGGGGAGGGCGGUAACCCCCGGAAGGGUUCUGGUAAGCGGAAGUCCGGCAAGGAUGAGCCAGAGGACCCCGCGGCGCUGAUCGCCAAACGCCUGGAUGGGCUGUCCAUGGACCCGGCCAACGGAAAAGGCACAACCGACAACGAUGCUGUUGCAACCGACAACGACCUGCACCGGCCUCGCGACCAGACUGAGCGCGGCGGUAGCGCCGGUGACGCGGCCGCGAUGCGCAGCCGCGGCGGUCGGCUGGACAGCGUGCAGGGCGGUGAUGAGCUGACGGGCAUGACGGAAGCAGACGGGCCCCGGGACGCUGAUCACCCUGCCGACCCAGGCACGGCCGGGGCUCCCAAGACUGCAGACGAGCCUCGUGUCUACAUUGUGGACAGCCAGCAGUCCGGGCCAGAGCGUCUCAAGGGUAGCAGGGUGCGCAAGGCGUCGUACGUGGCGGACCCCAUCCAGCAGGGUGAGGCCAAGAAGCCCAAGACGGCUCCAGGGUUGGCGGCAAACGCGGGUGCCAGUGGCGCCGCCGCCGGUGGUGGCAAGGUUGGCCCCAGCGCGCCGGCCGAGAAGGCCCCGGCGCCGACGCCGCGGGCCGCACGGGGGGGAUCGCGCCUUGCGGGCAUGAGGCGCUGA
Molecule: messenger RNA, 5619 nt
Organism: Volvox carteri f. nagariensis
Lineage: Eukaryota; Viridiplantae; Chlorophyta; Chlorophyceae; Chlamydomonadales; Volvocaceae
Exons: 31
Coding region: 1-5619 (1872 amino acids)
Biological process (GO): rRNA processing
Cellular component (GO): nucleus
Molecular function (GO): RNA binding
Source: RefSeq, a predicted model, not a curated record